Messenger RNA from Strongylocentrotus purpuratus (purple sea urchin), 2939 nucleotides. Its product is annotated as splicing factor 45. Gene Ontology annotation, molecular function: RNA binding. Gene Ontology annotation, biological process: mRNA cis splicing, via spliceosome; alternative mRNA splicing, via spliceosome. The record is from RefSeq and is a predicted model, not a curated record. The coding region runs from base 190 to 1803 and encodes 537 amino acids. The transcript has 12 exons. Lineage: Eukaryota; Metazoa; Echinodermata; Echinoidea; Camarodonta; Strongylocentrotidae. Gene Ontology annotation, cellular component: precatalytic spliceosome.
UUACACAUUAGGCUUUUUCGGCGACCACCAAGGCAAGACAGCCACGAUUUCUCUUCUGUUAUUUACCAUUCGUAUCUAUAUUCAACUUUUCUAACCACUUGUAGGUGUACGCAACCACAUAUAUUUACAGAUAUUGACAUUCCGCCACAUCAAGAUUGAUGAGGAAGUCUGCAGAUCUGUUUGUAUACAAUGUCGCUCUAUGAUGGAUUGGGAGUGGAUACAGGACCAUCAAAGAAGGACAGCUCUGCUGGUGACAAAAAGGGCGAUGUGUCUGGAUGGUCAGCGGGUAUCAAGAUGAUGCAGUCGCAUCUUCGCAUGAAGAAAGCUGCUCUAACUGAAGCCCAGCGCAAGAUGAAACAGCCAUCCGGCCGUCCAGUCCUUGACCCAAAGAAAGUACCAGCACCUGGUCUUGGUUCUAGUACUGCACCUGCAAGUAGUUCCAGGUCAAGUGGGGAUGUAAGCGGAAGGGAUGUAGGAGGAAGGGAUGUCGGUGGAAGGGAUGCAGGAGGAAGGGAUGUUGGUGGAAGGGAUAUCGGUGGAAGAGAUGUUGGUGGAAGUACUGGACUAUUGGAUGAUCAUCCCAGGUUCAGACCGUCAAAUCUACCACCACCGUCAAGACCAUCAUCUUCAUCUUCACCAAGAUUGGCUCCUUAUUUGCCAUCAAGUAGCCUUGGUUCAGAUGGUGAAAAUGAGUAUGAUCCAGCUUAUCCAAAUGAAUAUGAGAAGGUUGCAAAGAAAUUACGAGAGAAGAGGGAAAGGGAGAGGGAUGAGCAAGAUAAAAGAGAACGAGAAGAAAGGAGGAGACGUCGUGAAAAAGAUCGUGAACGAGACCGAGAAAAGGACCGUGACCGCGAUAGGGAACGCCGUGAUCGUGACCGCGAUCGAGAAAGAGAUCGAGAAAGAGAACCACAAGGAUUUUCCAGACGUCCAGUCAUGGAGGAUGAUGAGGAUGACAGAGACAGAGAGAGGAGAAGAAACACUGCACAGCGAGCUGCUAUUGCCCCUCCUUCCUCACUGAUCAAUGAAGAUUCCCAGUCUAAAGAUGAUGGAUUUGCAGCUCCUCUACCCCCUGCAAGAGAUAGGCCUUAUGCAGACAUGAAGAGAAAGAACCACGACCAUGAUGAUCUUGAGGGUGCUAAGACACCCCCUAGGAUCAGUGAAUUUGCCCCGCCUCAAGAGCAGAAUACAUUUGUCAAGCCUCCGACACCGAAAGCAAACUUUCAGGUCCCAGUAGGGCUGGGUGUUGACUCAGUGGCAAUGAAAAUCAUGGCUAAGUAUGGCUUCAAGGAAGGAGCAGGGUUAGGCAAGUCAGAACAGGGAAUCAGUACAGCAUUACAGGUGGAGAAGACAAGUAGGAGAGGAGGAAAGAUCAUCAAUAAAGACAAAGAAAUACAAGAGCAAGUUGUGAUGCCACCUCCACCAAUGCCUCCUCCAGCAUUUCCACCUCCAGCAUUUCCACCAGCAGCCCCAAAGACAGGACCAGCACCCAUCACAGAUGUUCUCAGGAAUCCUACCAAGAUCCUUCUUCUUACAAAUAUGGUAGGUCCCGGUGAGGUAGAUGAUGAUCUACAGCCAGAGACAGCCGAGGAAUGUUCCAAGUAUGGAGAGGUUGUCAAGGUCCUCAUCUAUGAAGAUCCCCUCAAAGUUGCCACUGAAGCUGUAAGGAUAUUUGUAGAAUUCACACGGGUGGAAGCAGCAGUAAAAGCUGUGGUGGAUUUGAACGGCCGUUUCUUUGGCGGUAGGAUUGUGAAGGGAUCCUUCUACGAUCCGCAAAAGUUUGGGAAGUUUGAACUCACAGCAUGAGCCUGUUUAAAUGGUGAAGAAGCAGCUGGCCGGACCAGUGACGGUCAAGAAUCCCAAAGCAUCUUCCACGACUAGGACUGACCAUCAAAUCUAUGCUACCUAUUAACACAUCCCCCUUUUGGGACUGCUCUCAGAUCAUGUUUUAUUUAAUUAUUUGAUUAAUUAUUUUCAUGUAUCAGGCAUAAAUGUUCAUUUCUAUUUCCUUCUUUUCUAAGCGCAUAGGGACUUUCUUUGUGUUCCUAUGGGCUAUACAAAAAUAGUUAAUUAUUAUUAUUAUCAUUAUUAUUAUUUCCUAGUAAAAAAUAUGUGAUCUUUAUGGAUGAUAUACAUGUAUAACACCAUUUUAACGAGAUUCCAUUGUAAUGGGAUGGUUGAUUGGACCAUCUUACAGCUGUUUUGCAUUUGCUUAGCAGAGUUUGAAACCAAAAAAUUGUCUUAACAAUAAAAGAGUUUUUAGGCCAUAAAAACUAGUCAUAAUAUAGUGAAACAGAAAGCCAUUUCAGUCUAUUGAUGUUUAAAAUUAGUUCUGAAGUUUAUUUUCAUGGUAACAUAAUAUUGAUGAUUUAUUAAAUAAGUAUAAGAGAAACAAUUCACAAUCAUUGCUAUUUUGAUAUUUACUUAUAUACAAAGAAGAACUGUUUGCAAAAUAUAGAUCCUAAAACUGGUGUGUAGGUACUUGUAUUCAUGAAAAUGUGAGGUUAUUACACACUAGAACAGAAAUGAAGGCUCAAAGAACUUUCAAUUUGUAUUUUCUUGAUCAUGAUGAUCAUUUCUACAGUGUAUUUUGUGAUUAUUUGCUACUUUAAAGAUGUACAUGUAUUCUAGGAAUUAAAGAAAUUAAAGCAGAUUUAUCAUGGUUUACUCUUUAACAAAAACUACACGUACUGCAGUAAGGUACAUGUAGUUCCAUGUUACAGAGGUGCUUGAUACUGAAAAAAUAUAUCUCUAUGGAAUAGUUCAAUUUGGAUUAAAUCAUCUUAUUUUCAAGUUUUUUUGUGCAAGGGUAUUACGUGUACAUUGAUUCAAUUGUAUCAUCAUUCUCUGGUAACAAGUAUCAUGAAUAAUUCGAGACUGGUCAUGUUGAUGAAUGUGUACAUAAAGUGUCAUGUAAAUAAAUGUGAAGAAAUAAAUCUCAA